Molecule: messenger RNA, 1034 nt
Organism: Budorcas taxicolor (takin)
Lineage: Eukaryota; Metazoa; Chordata; Mammalia; Artiodactyla; Bovidae
Gene: C1QTNF2
Product: C1q and TNF related 2
Exons: 2
Coding region: 22-879 (285 amino acids)
Molecular function (GO): protein binding
Source: RefSeq, a predicted model, not a curated record
UGCCUCCCACAGGUGGCCACCAUGAUCCCCUGGGUGCUCCUGGCCUGUGCCCUUCCUUGUGCGGCCGACCCACUGCUGGCUGCCUUCGCCCGCAGAGACUUCCAGAAGGGCUCCCCUCAACUCAUCUGCAGCAUGCCUGGCCCCCAGGGUCCACCCGGCCCCCCAGGACCCCCAGGGCCCUCAGGAAUGGUGGGAAGAAUGGGCUUUCCAGGCAAAGAUGGCCAGGAUGGCCAGGACGGGGACCGAGGGGAGAGCGGAGAGGAAGGUUCACCUGGCCGGACGGGUAAUCGGGGGAAGCCAGGCCCGAAGGGCAAAGCCGGGGCCAUUGGGCGGGCCGGCCCACGUGGCCCCAAAGGGGUCAGCGGUGCCCCGGGCAAGCAUGGCAUACCAGGCAAGAAGGGGCCCAAGGGCAAGAAAGGGGAGCCGGGCCUCCCGGGGCCCUGCAGCUGCGGCAGCACCCACGCCAAGUCGGCCUUCUCCGUGGCAGUGACCAAGAGCUAUCCGCGGGAGCGGCUGCCCAUCAAAUUCGACAAGAUACUAAUGAACGAGGGCGGACACUACAACGCUUCCAGUGGCAAGUUCGUCUGCGGCGUGCCGGGCAUCUACUACUUCACCUACGACAUCACGCUGGCCAACAAGCAUCUGGCGAUCGGCCUGGUGCACAACGGCCAGUAUCGCAUCCGGACCUUCGACGCCAACACGGGCAACCACGACGUGGCCUCGGGCUCCACCAUCCUGGCGCUCAGGCAGGGGGACGAGGUCUGGCUGCAGAUCUUCUACUCUGAGCAGAAUGGGCUCUUCUACGACCCGUACUGGACCGACAGCCUCUUCACGGGCUUCCUCAUCUACGCCGACCAGGACAGCCCCAGCGAGGUGUAGACAGGACGGUGCUCGUCUCCCAGCUGCUCCUGGACACGGGCUUCCAGCACAAGACCCCUAAACUGUUGGGAGCUGGAAGUCAGGAGCAUCUAACCUCAGGCCGACCUCCUCCACCCUUUUUUCCUCCGUCAUUAAAUCCAAGCCUUUUUAUUCAU